UAAGAACUAUAAAUGAAUUGAUAAAUUCAAAUCAUUUGCUGACUGUUUGGUCUUCUUGUUCAUGCGUUAUUUAAGUCAGCUCUCUUGUAGCAUCAAGCCUGAUCAUUAAUUUAUGCAAUCAUAGAUUAUUCCUGUUUAUUUAUGGAAACUUCCCGUAAAUUCUAGCUCAAGUUCAAUAUAUCCAAUAAAUCGCUGGAAGGCUUAUGAUGAGAGCUUUCCAAUGAGCUACAUCUCAAUGGUCGAAGAUGGGAGGGGGACGAUAUGAGGGAGUGAAUGUUUAACAGAUAAAUAAACCUCUGGUAUAGGGCAUGCUCCAUAUCAUAUAAAAAUGAGUCAUACAUCUUUGGAAAGCUAAUGAUGAUGUAUUAUUCAUCUUAUUUAUGUAUAUGUUGAAUAUUCACCCCCUCAUAUCUUCCCUCCUCCCCCAACCUUCGACAAUUGAAAUAGCUUAUUAGAAAGUUCUCGUUAUAAGCUUUACCACGAUUUAUGAAUUUAAGCAUUAAAAAAACUUUUUAUGCCCUAUUAUUCAGCUUGCAAUUUUCUUGUAUGUGUAGAGGGUUGGGGAUCUAAAAUCAACCGAUGUAGCGGAAAAGGUGCUACUUUUCAUGUUUUUGUGUUAUUGAACUUUUCCUGUAAAAUAUAUUAUUGUCCGGCAAAUUAAUCAAAUUGAUUUAUGUGUUUGUGUUAAGGCGUUAAAGGAUCCAUGGUAACAGAGGCCUCUAAAAUGACAACUUCUUAAUUGCACUCUUAUUUUAGUAAAACGUAAGUUACACAUAUACACGCGUUUUCAUACAUCACUUUACAAAAAUCGAAUUAACACUCUGGUGUUUCUUCCAAAAUGAAAGAAGCAGCAGGUCCUUCUUGAAUUUCAACACUCACGUAAAUUUUCUCCUUUGUACUUUCAACAAACAGGAAUCAUGACUGAAUUUUUAAACAACGUUUGUAUUGUCGUUAUGAAUUUGGAAUAGCAGUAACAAUAAUAUGUCUGAAUCCGAUGACGAAGUUACUGAAAAAUACAUUAAAAUAGUUUUCGUGGGAGACAGUACUGUAGGGAAGUCUAGUAUCAUAAGAAGGUUUUGUUUUAACGAAUUUUCGAGAAAUUACAAUGGCACGUCGGGUGCUGAUUUUUAUAGAAAGCAUGUUGUGCUGCCUUCCUUACAGAAUACAGUUUUAAAAAUUACUGAUGUAAGUGGUCAAGAAUUAAGUGGUACCAUGUUGGACAAAUAUUUAUUCAAAUGUGAUAUAGUUAUAUUAGUUUACGACAUUACAAAUUCGGCUAGUUUUGAUGUUAUGUCCGAUUGGAUAUCAACUUUGUAUAAGUAUUUAAAAAAGUCACCACCUAUCAGUGCAAUUUUUGGAAAUAAAUGUGAUUUAGAACAUCAAAGGGCAGUGAGAUUAGAUAAAACAAGGGAUUUUGUACAAGAACAUAAAGUCCAAAAUUUCCUUGUUUCUGCAAGAACGGGAGAAAAAGUGUUUUCCAGCAUCUUGGAGCUGGUGUAUAAGCAUUUAGGUUUACCUUUACCUACUGGUGUCUCUCAGCAAUCUUCUUCCCUGAAAAGUCCAAGUGCAGUCGUGUCUCAUUGCCAAAAAGAUAAGAGAAAGAAAUCGCAAUCAUCUUCUGCAAAAACAACCAGACGUUUGCAGUCACCUGUCUGCCUUUUACAAUAACAAACAUAGUAUUAAACAAUCAUUUUUGUAAUUUUUGAAUGCUUGUUUUAUCGUAUUAAUAAAAAAUUUUUUAAAAAGA
This is a messenger RNA of Agrilus planipennis (emerald ash borer), 1747 nucleotides long. Its product is annotated as ras-related protein Rab-28-like. Lineage: Eukaryota; Metazoa; Arthropoda; Insecta; Coleoptera; Buprestidae. The transcript is spliced from 6 exons. Gene Ontology annotation, molecular function: GTP binding; GTPase activity. The record is from RefSeq and is a predicted model, not a curated record. Bases 982 to 1668 code for a protein of 228 amino acids.